Cuscuta europaea is the source of this 3391-nucleotide messenger RNA. The record is from the annotation of a GenBank genome assembly. Lineage: Eukaryota; Viridiplantae; Streptophyta; Magnoliopsida; Solanales; Convolvulaceae.
GAUACGCUAAGCCUUUAUUAUGGUAUCAGAGUCUGUGAUUUAGCUCGUACAUGUGACUUUGGCAAAUAACGAUGAUGGUAAACCCACAAGCGACGGAUGGGCAGAGAAUUAACUCGGACAUACCAGGGAAUAAAGGUGGACGAGGGAAAGACCGAAUUGGGAGCUGUGGCGGGGAGAACUUUCAUAGGGGGCCUGGUGCACAAGCAAAUGCAAUUUGCGGCAAGAAAAUAAAGCACUGCCCGAACCCAAAUAUUUUUCUACUCUUUUGGCAGACCAGUAGAGAUCUUUCUUGGAAUUUAUGAAAAAAUUCCAAGCAGGUGAUGGGGAUGAAAAUUAGCAGGUGGUGUAACACAUGAUAAUUGGCUUCUUGACACAAGGGCUUCGUAUCAUAUGACAGGAGAUAAAAAUGUUAUGUUUGAUAUUACUCUCGUGAAGUCUAUCCCCGUUACUCUUCCCAAUGGAAAUAUUACUUUUGCCAUCCAUAUUGGGACCUCACUUUGUAGACGCUGAUUGGAGUGGGUGCACGUCGUGGCGGGGUCUAUUAUUUGUGUGGAACUGAAAAUGUGCAAGCUUCACAUGUGGUUAGUGGCAUAGACGAUUUGCAGCAUCGAAGAAUGGGUCAUCCCUCAUCUUCGGUAAUACAAUUGCUCUCUGUUAGUUAAAAUAAAGUUGGUGUUCGUAGCGAUUUUAAGAAAAGUUGUGAUAUUUGUGCUAGAGCCAAACAGACACGUGAAUUUUUUACUCCUAGUUUAAAUCAUGCCCUGCGUACUUUUAAACUUAUUCAUUGUGAUGUGUGGGAUCUGUACUGUGAACCAAGUACGUACUUGCAGUGCAUAUUAUUUCUUCACUAUUGUGGAUGAUUAUUCGUGUGCUAUUUGGGUUCAUAUGAUGACUGGAAAAAUGAAGGUUCUAGUCAUUAUGAAGCAUUUUCUUUCAAUGUUCAGUACUCAAUUUAAUACAUCUGUUAAAUUUGUGAGGGAUGACAAUGGGACAAAAUUUUCUCCGUUAAGGGAAUUUUUUCUCAAUCAAGGAAUUUUAUUUCAAGCUUCGUGUGUUGGGACUCCACAGCAAAAUGGUCACGUUGAACGAAAGCACCGCCAUAUUUCAAGGGGAGUGCAUUUUGACUGCCUGGUAUUUAAUACCGGACACCAUCCAUGAUUAAUGGUGGAAAAACUCCUUUUGAAUGUUUGUAUGGUAAGGUGCCAUCUUAUGAUCACAUCAAAACUUUUGGUUGCUUCUAUUUUCAUUAUAAAAUCAGUGGCAAGUUUGGAACACACAAUCAAAAAUGUGUUUUCUUGGUUAUUCGUAUACUCAAAGGGGAUGGAAAGUGUUACAUUUGGACUCACACAAGGAGUUUGUCUCUACAAAUGUUCGAUUCGUUGAGAAUAUUUUUCCAUGUCUUGAUUCUAAUCAUGUGGUUUCAACAAAUGUGGACAAUGAAGAAUCUCAUAUGCACAAUAGAUCCUACAUACAUGAGGAUGAUGCUCUUGAUUUUGGUCCCACUGACACCUUGGGGCAACAUAUCACUAUUUCCCAUAAUGAUGGCACAUUUGUACCCCAUGAGUACUCCAUGCAUGCGACUCAACAGGAAGAUGUGGGCACUCAAGGACCACCUCCUGCCAUGCAAACUACACAAGAAAUUUCCAAUCUUCUUGGACGGGGUUUGCGACGGAAAAUCCCAUCCAUCAAACUUCGUGAUUUCGUUCAAACACAUGUAGCACAGAUUGACCCCCAUGACUUCACUGAUCCGUCUAUAUUUUCAGGAACCUCUUUCUUAUCAAGCUGUUGUUCGUGAUCCACACUGGCGGGAGGCCAUGUGGCGUGAGAUUGAUGCUUUGGAGGCAAAUGGGACUUGGAACAUGGUUGAUCUUCCCACACACACGAAACCUAUUGAUUGUAAAUGGGUUUACAAAAUUAAACAUAAUAGCAAUGGUUCUAUUGAACAAUUUAAAGCAAGACCGGUAGUGUGUGUGAAUCACCAAGUGGAGGGUAUUGAUUAUCAUGAGACUUCUGCUCCUGUCGCUAAAAUGACGACUGUGAGAACUCUCUUAGCAGUGGCGGCGUCAAAAAAUUGGGAGCUUCAUCAAAUGGAUGUGGAUAAUGUUUUUUUUGCAUGGACAUUUGGAGGAAGAAGUCUAUAUGCAUCCACCCCCUGAUUUUUCUCUUUCUCAGACCAACCAAGUGUGUCAUGUACAACGUUCACUUUAUGGGCUCCGACAUACACCUCAGUGUUGGUUCUCUCUACUUAGUACUGCUCUCAUAAAAUACGGGUUCACUCGCUCCUAUGCCGAUUACUCGUUGUUCACUUUAACCAAAGGGAACGAUUUUAUUUGUAUACUUGUUUAUUUUGACGAUAUACUUAUUACUGGAACUAGUUCCUCUCUUAUUGUUGAGCUUAAGGCCUAUCUUGCUCGGUGUUUUCCUAUGAAGGACCUUGGUUGUCUUAAAUUUUUUUUUGGGCCUCGAAGUUGCUCGUAGCCCAAAAGGAAUAUUUUUAUGUCAAUGGAAGUAUACUUUGGAUCUCCUCGAUGAGCUCGGAUUGUCUGGUAGUAAACCUACAGAUUUCCCCAUGGAGUAGAGUCACUGUUUGGCUAUCACUCAAAGUCCUCUUUUUUCACAUCGUGAUCGCUAUAGGCGUGUCAUUGUCUCCCCAUACUGAAACUGGGAAGCCGUUCUUCGUGUCCUUCGCUAACUUAAGAGAAAUCUAGGGAAGGGUAUCCUACCCCGUGUUGAUUGUGACUUGCAUCUUCAGGGCUAUUUUAAUUCGGAUUGGGCAGCUUGUCCCGUUAGUCAUUGAUCUCUCACUGGGUAUAUUGUCCUGUUAGGUGGUUCUCCCAUUUCUUGGAAGACCAAGAAGCAACCUACGAGACAUUGUAGUCAAAGUCAUCAAAAGGAUCAAAGAAUGAAUCCCAAAGACCAAAUAAUGUGCAAAGGGACAAGAUCAAUUGAAGAUUUGGAAAAUUGUUCAUACACCCGGUCGGGUAUAUGCAAUACCCGGCCGGGUAUUGGUCGGAUUCUAGUGUCGAAAUCAAAUCCGGAGAACAAGAUAUUGUGGCUAAGUAUAUUGGAAGAAUUAGUCUCAUACCCGAUCUGGUAGACCGACAUACCCGGUCGGGUAUGUGUGAUUUCCGUAGCUUCCAGGAAACUGCUGAAGGUACCCGAUCGGGUACCCUAUAUACUCGGUCAGGUACACAACCCUGCCACCUCCAAACACCUAUAAAUGUAACCUUUUUCCUUCAAAUUCAAUUCACCAAUUCCUUUAUAUUUCUAAGCUCAGUUUAGUCAAGUACUUUCUUUAUAUUUUUACAAUGUUUAGUCUCCAAAUGAGGAGCUAAACCCUUCAUCUUGGUUUUCCUACAUCGAAGCUUAUGAUUCGUAAGUUGUGAGUUAU